Coregonus sp. 'balchen' is the source of this 662-nucleotide messenger RNA. NCBI's taxonomy places the organism in Eukaryota, Metazoa, Chordata, Actinopteri, Salmoniformes, Salmonidae. The record is from the annotation of a GenBank genome assembly.
AUGUACGGCCACAGCUGCAACCAACAGCACAUCCCGUAUGUCCCCUCCCGUAUGAAGUAUGUCUACCUACAGCGCAACCAGAUCACAGGCAUCCAGGACGGGGUCUUUGACAACGCCACCAGCCUGGUCUGGGUCAUGCAACACCAGAACCAGCUCAGCUCCGACAAAGGUGGGCAAGAACGUCUUCAGCAAGCUCAAAAACCUGGACCGCCUGUACUGGCAUAACAAUGAGGUGACCUGCGUGCCCACGAACCUGCCCUAGUCCAUCAAUGAUCUACACCUGUGUCACAGCAAGAUCUCCAAGAUCCAGUGGCCGUGGUCGAAUCUGAAAAGUUACUGCAUCGAAUUUCACAAUAUAGUUGCCUAAGAUUUACAUUUUUAUUACGAAGAGAUGGCUUAUUGUUUAAUGUUUUCAACUUUCAGAUUGUUUUCUCUCUCACCUGACCAACACAUGACCAACAACAAAACAACAUUCCCAACCAUUGCUGUCAGGGAGGUAUUCAAGAAGAAAUCACCAAUAAACUGUGCCUUCUCUCUCUGUCCUCAUGUCAGAGUUCUUCCAAUGAGGUUUCCGGUGUGUGUUGGACAUGAUGAAUUACUCCCAGCUCAGAGUGCUGCGUAUGGAAGUCAACAAGAUCAGUGCCAAAGAUGUCCCUGCUUAG